AUGCGCCAAAAUGCAAAGCGAAGUAAAGAUCCGCACACUUACCUUACGUUUGCCAAACAUUUGAUUAAAAUAUCUGAGGGUUUACCUCAAAAAUUAGCACAUUUGAGUCCCAAACGAAUCCGCAAAAACCAAGAUGUAUUGAACCAAGAAGCUCUUAAAUGGCUUUCCGAAUCAGCUAAAAGCUCUUUUGGAAAAUUGGGUCUUCCCGAAGCACUGUUUAUUCUUGCCGAUUGCUAUGGUAGCGGAGCACUCGGUCUGGCAAUCGACCACGACAAGGCGUUUUCCAACUAUUCUCAGGCUGCAAAGCAAAACCAUCCUGCUGCUACAUACAGAGUCGCAGUCUCUUUUGAAGUUGGUGCUGGUACUCGUCGCAAUACUGAUCGUGCUAUUGAAUACUACCGUCGUGCUGCUAAGCUUGGCGAUACUGCUGCCAUGUUCAAGCUGGGUAUGAUUCAGAUCUAUGGUACUUUGGGCCAACAGCAAAAUCCUCGUGAAGGUGUGACAUUGCUCAAACGUGCCGCUGAACAGGCUGAUGAAACUUCUCCAAAUGCUUUGCAUGAACUGGCAAUCUUAUAUGAGGGUGAAAUCCCUGGGAUCACAAAUGUGAUUAUUCCUGAUCCUGCAUAUUCACACGAGCUUUUAACUCAAAGUGCCAAGCUUGGAUAUGCACCUUCACAGUAUAAGCUUGGAUUGUGUCAUGAAUACGGCAAUUUAGGUGUACCCAUUGAUCCACGCAGAUCCAUUGCAUGGUACACCAAGGCUGCUGAACAAGGCGACCCCGAUGCUGAACUUGCCUUAUCAGGUUGGUAUUUGACGGGUGCAGAUGGUAUUUUAAAACAGAGCGACCAAGAAGCCUAUUUAUGGGCUCGCAAAGCCGCUGACAAAGGGCUUGCCAAGGCCGAAUACGCUGUUGGGUAUUUUGUAGAGCAUGGUGUAGGCAUUCGAUCAGACAUGGACGAAGCACGGAAAUGGUACAUGCGAUCCGCUGGACAAGGCAAUAAACGAGCCAUUCAGCGACUCAAGGAUUUUGUGGUGCGCAAUCAACAGGAUGCCAACAAAUCAAUUGUGCGCAAUUUUAGAAAAACUGCCGAUUCCUCGGAUUGCUCAGUGAUGUAGAUACUUUUCUGAUUUCAAAGGCAUAAUAAUACAUUGGCUUUUGAAUCUGCUGCUGUAUCCUUUUUAAUAAACUCUACAUAUUAAAUGACAAGU
Molecule: messenger RNA, 1209 nt
Organism: Batrachochytrium dendrobatidis JAM81
Lineage: Eukaryota; Fungi; Chytridiomycota; Chytridiomycetes; Rhizophydiales
Exons: 2
Coding region: 1-1116 (371 amino acids)
Molecular function (GO): protein binding
Source: RefSeq, a predicted model, not a curated record